This is a messenger RNA of Aspergillus novofumigatus IBT 16806, 2680 nucleotides long. RefSeq names its product phosphoprotein phosphatase CDC14 (gene cdcA). Bases 416 to 2257 code for a protein of 613 amino acids. The record is from RefSeq and is a predicted model, not a curated record. Gene Ontology annotation, biological process: positive regulation of cytokinesis; protein dephosphorylation; microtubule cytoskeleton organization. Gene Ontology annotation, molecular function: protein tyrosine/serine/threonine phosphatase activity; protein serine/threonine phosphatase activity. NCBI's taxonomy places the organism in Eukaryota, Fungi, Ascomycota, Eurotiomycetes, Eurotiales, Aspergillaceae. Gene Ontology annotation, cellular component: nucleolus; mitotic spindle; centrosome. The transcript is spliced from 3 exons.
CCGAAACAUUAUCUACUACUCCUUCUCCUCCUCACUUCUACCUCUGCCCUAGAGUCUAUCCUUCUUAAACCCCUCAUCCGCAGUCUCUCCAUAAUCCGUCUGUAUAUCGUCAUCCUCCGUGGGCUUUGUGGCCUCUUAUCUUUACCCUACUUGCAUUGUGGGUUGAAACGCCAUUUAUCGGACAAGAAUCGACAGAAGAGCGGACCAUGAUUGUUUAGAUUGGAUACAUUGUCAUCGUCCCUUUUCUCUAUUAGUCUAAUCAUUGACCGGCUGCGAGAAGCACUUGGAGCCGCUGCGGUGCCUUUUUUUUUGCGAAGAGACAUUAUCUUGUUCAGCCCUCACUCCGUUCGGCUGUUCAUCUUAUUUAAAGUGCAUAAGCUAGCUGCCUUCGAGUGUUUGCCAACUGAAGAGCACAAUGUCUGGAUAUAUGGGCGGCCCCGGCCAGGUGAUCGAGUAUAUCCAAGAUCGCCUGUACCUCGCUUCCUACGACUCCCCACCUGACCCGAAGGCUCCGUUUCCCUUCCCUCUCGAACAGUCCAAAUCUCCCAGCAAACGAUCCGCGCGAGGCCAGCCCCAGACGCCUAGCAAGAAGCGUUACCCUGUAUAUUUCACCGCAGACGAUACUCUUUUUUAUAACUCCUUCCAUGCAGACUUCGGUCCUCUUCACAUAGGACAUCUCUAUCGCUUUGCGGUCCAUUUCCACGAGAUCCUUGGCGAACCCGCAAAUAAAGAUCGCGCGGUGGUCUUUUACUCAAAGAGCGAUCCACGGAGCCGUGCCAACGCAGCAUGCCUUGUCGCUUGCUAUAUGGUUCUCAUCCAGUCUUGGCCGCCACAUCUUGCCUUGGCCCCAAUCGCACAGGCUGAUCCGCCGUACAUGCCUUUCCGGGAUGCGGGGUACAGUCAAGCAGAUUUCACUUUGACCAUCCAGGACGUUGUGUAUGGAGUAUGGAAGGCGAAGGAACAGUCGCUUUGCAGUCUGAGCAGCUUCAGUCUUGAAGAAUACGAGAAGUUCGAACGUGUCGACAUGGGCGACUUCAACUGGAUCACCCCUCAGUUCCUCGCCUUCGCCUCCCCGCAACAUGAACCUGUCGCACCAAUCCCUUCCAACACCCCUGAAUACGCUGCGUUGCCAUCAACAGUUUCCCAGGUCAUCUCGUCGAAGCUGCCACUUCCGUUCAAGAACGUACUGGCCCAUUUCGCAACGCGUAAUGUAGGUCUCGUUGUGCGACUCAACUCAGAGCUGUACUCUCCGUCAUACUUCACGGCUUUGGGAAUCAACCACAUUGAUAUGAUAUUUGAAGAUGGUACUUGUCCUCCAUUGCCGUUGGUUCGAAGAUUCAUCAAGAUGGCACAUGAGAUGAUCACAGUCAAGAAUAAGGGGAUCGCAGUCCAUUGCAAGGCCGGUCUUGGUCGCACGGGUUGCUUGAUUGGUGCCUAUCUUAUCUACCGGUACGGAUUCACCGCCAAUGAAAUUAUCGCCUUCAUGAGAUUCAUGCGUCCCGGCAUGGUGGUUGGUCCACAGCAACAUUGGCUGCACCUGAACCAGGGCUCAUUCCGCGAAUGGUGGUUUGAGGAUACCAUGAAGGAAAAGCUAGCCCAGAUGCAGCCAGCACCGAUUACACCUGGAAGAGCAUCUACCAAGCAACGUGCCAACAACGGCCCGAUUGCGACACCACCCAACAAUAGUCAAUCCAAGCGUUCCGCGCUUGGAGAGAUUGAUCACAACGAGGGUGCCGGAACGCAAAGCGAAGAGUACCUUCCUGCUCCAACUCCUGGCCAACCUCGCAAGUCCCAUCGGAAGGACUCUCGUCAUCAUCCCUAUGCACGCACCACGUCUGGCACUCUCCUUAUGGACAAAGACACGAGCAAGACUGAAGAGCAGACCAGGCAGCGAAGUUCCCGUCUCAGCAAUGACAGCAGCGAAAGUGAAGAGGAAAUCCAACUGCGCAUGUUGGCCAAGCGUUCUUCCCGAUCGCCCGUGGCGUCACCAAGCCAGCGAUCUGUCAGUUACUCUGCUACAGUGACUGCCAGCUACACCUUGACAGAUGACAUCCACGAGGACAGAGAGAAUUGGGGGGAAGCUGGACAUGCUGCACCGAAGACUCCCUUGAGCAGUAAGAGCGGAAGUGGCGCCAUUUCGGUCACCAAAGUUCGUACAAGCCCUCGGCGAGUAACCGACGGCAGAAGCGCCUCCAAAGGCGUUCGCAAGAUCAGCGGCCGAAUCGGUAGCACAGGGAGUCCCACACGCGUCAAGUGAACGAGGUUGCUCGUCUUUAUCUUUUUUUUCCCUUCGACGUGCUGGCUGACUUCUUCAACCGCUUUCUUCUCUCUUUCAUUUUCUUGGUCUUGGGUGAGGCCAUAUUACAUACCCCCAGUCAUGGAUAGCCCGUCAUCGCUUGCUGCAUUUGCGCUACCAUUAGUUUAAUGCUUCUUCUCUUGUUUCUUGGUUAUUCGCUGGAGUCCGGGGUUCAAAGCUUGACGGGUCUGGAUUUGUGCGUUGUGGCGUAUGGUUGCAUUGUUGACGAUCUGAUGAUCUAGACGUUGGCACCGAAUCGAGCUCUGAAAACACGCAAAAUGGUCAUGGUGGUUGUGUGACUUCUGGUAAUAGGGAGAGUUUCGAUGAAUGGUCGUUUGGCGAUUGAGUUGAAUGUGUGUGUGCAUAUGUGUAUACAAUCUACAU